AUGUCGUCCGUCUUUCACUCGGUGAUAUUCCUCAGCUCGCAAAUCGGCACUAGGGAAGCCUGGACAAAGCUUCACCACCUCUCCACGACAGACUGCCUUACGUACGAGGGCGGCAAGUUUUCCAAGUCUCGCGGCCUUGGCGUUUUUGGAGAUUCGGCUCAGAAGACUGGUGUCGCUGCCGACAUCUGGCGCUACAUUUUGCUUGCCCAUCGGCCCGAGGCUGGCGAGAGCGAGUUUGCCUGGGACUCGUUUAUCAGCUGCGACAACAACGUGCUUUUGAAAAACCUAGGCAACUUUCCUGGCCACGAAAUCAACAGGUCGGCGCACUUGUUCGUUCGUAUCAAGCCAGAAAAAGCGGAAGAAUGGCGAAAGGUGUUUGGCAGCGACGAGGUGCAGAAAAUCAAGGACGAGGAGGCCGCUAUGAAAGCAAAGAAAGAGUGCAGCUAG
Molecule: messenger RNA, 447 nt
Organism: Hirsutella rhossiliensis
Lineage: Eukaryota; Fungi; Ascomycota; Sordariomycetes; Hypocreales; Ophiocordycipitaceae
Product: tRNA synthetases class I (M) domain-containing protein
Exons: 2
Coding region: 1-447 (148 amino acids)
Biological process (GO): methionyl-tRNA aminoacylation
Cellular component (GO): cytosol; aminoacyl-tRNA synthetase multienzyme complex
Molecular function (GO): methionine-tRNA ligase activity; ATP binding
Source: RefSeq, a predicted model, not a curated record